Messenger RNA from Aspergillus luchuensis, 1134 nucleotides. RefSeq names its product NADP-dependent oxidoreductase. Gene Ontology annotation, molecular function: oxidoreductase activity. Lineage: Eukaryota; Fungi; Ascomycota; Eurotiomycetes; Eurotiales; Aspergillaceae. The transcript has 4 exons. The record is from RefSeq and is a predicted model, not a curated record. Bases 1 to 1134 code for a protein of 377 amino acids.
AUGGAAAUGUUGUCCCUAAAUAUAUUAUCCUACUCGAAACCAUCCGAGUAUCAGGUCUCGGAAUUGCCCACUCCAACUCUAGUCAACUCAAAGGAUGUGAUAGUCAAGGUAUACGCCGCUAGCAUUAAUCCUAUUGACGUCAAGAGAGCUGAUGGCGCUUUGAAACUCGCUGUGAAAGACCCUUUUCCCUACAAAAUUGGCUACGAUUGUGCCGGCGUUGUUCAAGAAACUGGGCGAGACGUGAAAAAGUUCAAGGUCGGAGACGCUGUGUAUAUUAGACUCCCUGAAAUUUCCCGGGGAUCAUGCAGCGAAUUUAUCAGAUGCUCUGAGGAACAUAUCGGUCUUAAGCCGCCGUCGCUGUCUUUUGAGGAAGCAGCCUCAAUUCCAUUAGCAGCGAUGACCGCCCUCCAAGCUCUUCGGCUAUACCGUGGCGACCUUGCCGGAAAAACUGUCUUUGUGCCUGCCGGAUUGAGUGGUACCGGCUUAUUUGCAUGCCAACUUGCCAAGCAUGUAUUCCAUGCGGGUAAGGUCAUCACUACAGUCUCGACUGCGAAAAUCCCGAAAUUAAGAGAACUCCUGGGUGAAAACACUAUCGAUCAGGGUAAGAUCCCAGAUCUGGCUACCAUUUCCGUAUUGUUCUCUAAAACGUCUUUAGUUAUCGACUAUACCAAUUCCGACCCCAGGGAUGUGAUUGAACAUGGAACAAUCGACUUUCUCUUUGACACCGUUGGCCUUUCUAUGGAGCUAUUAUGUCUGAUGCGGCCAGGAUCGAGCCGUAUUGUAUCAGUCUCUACUCUACCUUCUGGAAAUCAGCUACAGGAUUCACCUCUCAUGGACCUGCCUCACAAGCCCACUAUUCCGUUCGCCUUUCGGAUGGGACUCAAUCUCGCUGAUCAGGUUCGAAAGGUCAGAGCACGCCGUUAUAAGACAGAGUACUCCUACAUGUUUCUCGUAUCGUCUGGUAAGAGCUUGGAUGAACUGACGCGGUAUGUCGAAGAUGGGAGACUCAAAACAGUGGUGGGAUCAGUCGUCGACUUGCAAGACAUUGAAGCCGUGAGAAAGGCUUGUGGGACUGUUUACAGCGGUCGGGGAGGAUUGGGGAAGCUGGUAAUCCGCGUUCGAGGCUCCGAGUAG